Messenger RNA from Triticum aestivum (bread wheat), 1968 nucleotides. RefSeq names its product protein ALP1-like. The transcript has 4 exons. Bases 830 to 1834 code for a protein of 334 amino acids. The record is from RefSeq and is a predicted model, not a curated record. Lineage: Eukaryota; Viridiplantae; Streptophyta; Magnoliopsida; Poales; Poaceae.
AAAAACAAUAUAUGCCAAUAAAAUAUCUUGGGAUGGACAUCACCUGAUUUGUUCGAAUAAUGGAUGAUCCACAAGUGUCAUCUGUAGAUAACUUUUUCAACACAAUUGAUCCUUGUAUGUUCUCGGGACAUGGUCCACGGUCUCGGUACUUACGCAAGAGUGAUAUCCACACACUCCAAUUGAUAUGACAUUUUAUCAAGUGGACCAGAAAAAACUCCCGAGUCGGUCGUUUGUUGACUGAUCUGCUUCUCCCUUUCAUUUUAAUUUUGACUUUGUUGUCCCUCAAACCGGCCCUUCACUUGCGUUUCCUGAAGCACCUUGUUUGGAUACGCUGUUUUAUCAGAGCUGGUUUCCCGUAAUCCGAUCUAACCGUGUAACAAACUAAAACCACGUUUGGGUGGUCCAAUAGAAACAUGGAUAAGCAGAAUUCGGUUUCCACAAAGCCAGGAAAGUGCGUCUAGUGAAAAACGACUAAUACUCGUUUUUAUAGAAACCUGGUUACAUAAAACAGACUUUUUCCCCUCCACGUCUUCCUCAACAAACUUGUUGGCGCCAACUGUGCCUUCCCGCGCAACUAGCACGCGCCCUUUUUUCCAAGCUUCUAUAUAUAUACAGGGAUGCCGGCAUAACAAACAUCAACAAACAGGAUCUGGGUACGUGCUUCUUCCAUGGCUGGCCGCCGAUAACGGCUGUGAUCAUCGAUAUUCUGGCCAUCGACGCUAGGCUGAGAUCUCCAAUCAGACGCCGCUGACCCUGCUGGGACAACAAGAGCUACCUCCUCGACUUGUUUGCAGCAAGAAAUCAACCUUCAUGAGCCUACAGGGAAACCAUGGAAGAUAUGGCAGAUGGAGACUAUUCUGAUUCUGAGCAAAUGAUUAUUAAUGACCUUUCUGCAAUGUCACUUUUGCAACAUGUGCUGUUCGGAAGGCUAUUCAAAACACCACGUAAUACCUCUAAAUUAACUGGUGCGCAAAAGACUAGAGAGUGGUUGGAAGGACAUCCAGUUAGAUUUUAUGAACAACUUCGUGUUGAUAAGCACACCUUCUACUUAUUGCGAGAUGCAUUGUGCGAGAGGAAUUUACUUACAGAUACAAAACGGAUGGACGUCAAUGAACAACUAGUCAUAUUUCUACAUACAAUUGGUCACAAUGUUAGGAACCGUGUUAUCCAGGAUAGAUUUCAACAUUCAGGAGAAACAAUAAGUCGGCAUUUCAAGAGAGUAUUAAAAGCCAUUAAUGGCUUACGUGAUGUUUACAUAACAGAUCCGUCCAAUGAAGUUCCCAACGAAAUAUUGGGCGACUCAAGGUUUUACCCAUACUUCAAGAACUGUAUGGGAGCAAUUGAUGGGACACAUAUUAAUGCAAAAAUCAAGCUUGAUAAACAAACUCCUUACAGAAAUAGGCAUGGUUAUCCCUCUCAAAAUGUAAUGGCAGUAGUGUCAUUUGACAUGACAUUUUCAUAUGUGGCUGCUGGAUGGGAAGGUUCCGCAUCGGAUCAAGCCGUAUUAAGGUGGGCUGUUACUGAUGGUGGGUUUGUUGUCCCAAAAGGUAAGUUUUAUCUCGUGGACUCGGGCUAUGCAAAUACUCCAAGAUUUAUUGCCCCCUAUCGUGGAGAUCGCUAUCACAUUGGUUCUUUUCGUGGAACUAAACGUCGAUAUAGUAGUGAGAAAGAUUUGUUCAAUCAUCGUCACGCACAACUACGGAAUGUUGUAGAACAUACUUUUGGCGUUCUAAAAGCUCGAUUUCCAAUAUUAACAAGGAAUGGAGGAAUCCCUUAUCCUUACAAAAAACAGGUCCAAAUUGUUAGGCUUGUUGCAUCAUCCAUAACUUCAUAAGGAAGGUUGAUAGGAAUGAUGAGUUGUUUGAGCUUUAUGAACAAGAGGGAACACAAGGAGAUGUUGACACCGGUGACCAAGAAGUUCGAGGGCAAGCAAACUUACAAGAAGAUGAUCGAGUUGCCGGUGAAAGA